CGCCCGGCCGCCGCCGGCCCCGCCGCACACGGGCGGAGCGAGCGGGAGCCCGCGGCGCUGCCGCAGCCGGGCCGGGCCGGGCCGCUCAGCGCUGCCGGGGCCAGCGGGGCCGGCCGCAGCUGCCCCCGGGAUGACUCUCAAGUCGGGGCGCAGCGCCGGCGGCGGCAGCAGCAGCAUGAGGACGGCGCUCUCCGACCUCUACCUGGAGCACCUCCUGCAGAACCGGCCCAAGCCCGAGGCCAUGACUCAGUCCCCAAACACCUUGACUGAGGACAUUUACACCAACGGCUCAGCGACCCUGGGCAGCCCCUCGCACAGCAACAGCCGCGAGGUGCGCAAGAUCCGCCUUGUCCAGUUCGAGAAGGUCACCGAGGAGCCCAUGGGAAUCACGCUGAAGCAAAAUGACAAGCAGAGCUGCAUGGUGGCCAGGAUCUUCCAUGGGGGCAUGAUUCACAGACAAGGCUCCCUUCACGUGGGUGAUGAAAUCAUAGAAAUCAAUGGGCAGAGUGCGAGCAACCACUCAGUUGACCAGCUGCAGAAGAUGCUGAAAGAAACCAAGGGGAUGGUGUCAUUAAAAGUCAUUCCCAACCAGCAAAGCCGCCUCCCUGCUCUCCAGAUGUUCAUGAGGGCACAGUUUGACUAUGACCCCAAGAAAGACAACCUGAUCCCCUGCAAGGAAGCAGGACUGAAGUUUCAGAUUGGUGAUGUGAUUCAGAUCAUAAACAAGGAUGACAGCAACUGGUGGCAGGGCCGGGUGGAGGGCUCCUGCACUGAGUCAGCAGGACUCAUCCCUUCUCCAGAGCUGCAGGAGUGGCGUGUGGCAAGCGUCACCCAGCCCAGCCAGAGUGAAUCCCCCAGCUGCAGCCCCUUUGGGAAGAAGAAGAAGUGCAAAGAUAAAUACCUGGCCAAGCACAGCUCAAUUUUUGACCAGCUGGAUGUCGUUUCCUACGAGGAGGUGGUGAGGCUGCCUGCCUUCAAGAGGAAGACUCUGGUGCUCAUUGGGGCCAGUGGUGUGGGCCGCAGCCACAUCAAGAAUGCUCUGCUCAGCAACAACCCAGAGAAGUUCAUGUACCCACCCCCAUACACCACACGCCCCCAGAAGAAGAAUGAGGUGGAUGGGAAGGACUAUUACUUUGUCUCCACCGAGGAGAUGACCCGGGACAUCUCAGCCAAUGAGUUCUUGGAGUUUGGAAGCUACCAGGGAAACAUGUUUGGCACCAAGUUUGAAACAGUGCACAAGAUCCACCAGCAGGACAAAGUCGCUAUUUUGGACAUCGAGCCCCAGACCCUCAAGAUUGUCCGCACGGCCGAGCUCUCCCCGUUCAUAGUCUUCAUUGCCCCGACAGACAAGGCAGAGGAGUCAGAGGCUCUGCAGCAGCUCCGCAAAGACUCGGAGAGCAUCCGGAGCCGGUACGCACACUACUUCGACCUGUCCCUGGUCAACAACGAUGUGGAAGAGAGCCUCCAGCUGCUGCAGGAAGCCUUUGAGCAGGCCUGCAGCUCUCCACAGUGGGUGCCUGUCUCCUGGGUCUACUGAAGGGGCACCCGAGCCCAUCUGCUUCCCAUCAACCAUCCUGCAGCCACUGGGAAACACCUCCUCAGCUUCCCCUGCCCCACAGCCCAGCACAGCUCCCCUCCUCUGCUGCUCCACGGACAUGGUCUCGGUUCACACACACUCACAGGGUGCCCACAGCUCCCCUCCUGGGGGAACAAACACAGGACAAAGGCUGCCUGGGGGCCAGGCACCUCCCGUGACACUGCAGGGCAGAGCAGGGGCUACAGCAGAGCCCAGGUUAGCUCAGAGCACAGUUACCUGCCCUCCCUGGGCAAGGGAAAGCACAGUACUGCUGUAGCACCCAGCUGACUUUCCCUGCAGCAGUCCCAAGUGGCAGAACGGGGGCUUUUCCAGGCAGAUGUCUCCUGGCAUGGCAGGAAUGCACACAAAGCAAACCCUUCCCUUCUCAAUCCAAGGGUUUCCUCUCACAAAUGGGGAGGAUGAUGAAUGUGGCACGGAGCACCCCCAGGCAGGCCUCACCCCAUGUUCCCAGGUUGAAGUUUUCUCAUUCACCCUGUGCAGCCAUAAAAGGUGUAAAAACUCACUGUAUUGGAAUUCUCACCGUGCAGCUUGGAUUGUUACUGCCUGGCCAGAGAUCUGGGCAGCAGCUGAGCCAGUCCCACAGACCAAACCCCAGAGGGACCCUUCAGUGGGUAAUUACAUCCAGCCACAACUAUCUGUUGCAUGCAGUAGAAAAGCGUCUACAAAGAUUGUCCAGGCAUGUUUUCCAGUCUAGGGUGUCUCUCACUGUAUGCAAACAUGAAAGCCAUGCUCAGCCCUGGGUUUGUACUGACUCACAAGCCCCAUGCCACCAUGUCUGGGAAGUAUCACCACAUCCACCACGUAGGUGAAAAAUCUCAUUUGCGUGUUCAGUCAGCUAUAGGGGCAAGGGGAAGUUGGUUAAAAAGUCUUGUGCAAUUUUUUUUUUUAAGGAUGCCAAAAAUAAAAAUCUAUGUGCAAUAGGGACCUUUGUUCUGAUCCACUGCAGGGAAACAAUGAGCAGCAAUAAAUGUGUGCUGAAACAUU
Molecule: messenger RNA, 2581 nt
Organism: Poecile atricapillus (Black-capped chickadee)
Lineage: Eukaryota; Metazoa; Chordata; Aves; Passeriformes; Paridae
Gene: MPP1
Product: MAGUK p55 scaffold protein 1
Exons: 12
Coding region: 131-1537 (468 amino acids)
Cellular component (GO): cell-cell junction; plasma membrane
Molecular function (GO): signaling receptor binding
Source: RefSeq, a predicted model, not a curated record